Messenger RNA from Brassica rapa (field mustard), 479 nucleotides. RefSeq names its product defensin-like protein 287. NCBI's taxonomy places the organism in Eukaryota, Viridiplantae, Streptophyta, Magnoliopsida, Brassicales, Brassicaceae. The record is from RefSeq and is a predicted model, not a curated record.
AACCUUCUUGCCCAUGACGCUUCUAUUUAUACCUCUGUUAUCCCAGUGUACGGUGUACCAUCACUGAAACCAAACUUAAACCAAAACAAAAGAAGGCAGUUCCGAAAUUCAGAGAGAGAUGAACAAUUUGCGCAUUACUGUUUCAUUAUUUUUGGCCACUCUUGUCUUCACCGCGACGUUUUCAAACUCUGUGGUGCAAGCCAAAAAAGAAAUAAUAAUCUCACUCAAAUGCAAACAGAAAUCAGAUUGUCUAUCGAACAUUGCGUGUCAGGCUUGUGUUGAUUGCCGAUGUGAUAAGAAAUUGUGUAGAUGCCAUGGUUUCAAAGAAGAAAACGGGAAUACAACAGUUGCACCAUUACCAGUUUAAAUUACUCAUCAUUUUCCUAUUAAAGAUCUAUGCCUUUAGACCAAAAAAAAAAAAAGAUCUAUGCCUUUGUAAUGCAAAAUCUAUAUAAAUAAAGUUAAACUCUAUCCUCUCA